Messenger RNA from Sesamum indicum (sesame), 473 nucleotides. NCBI's taxonomy places the organism in Eukaryota, Viridiplantae, Streptophyta, Magnoliopsida, Lamiales, Pedaliaceae. The record is from RefSeq and is a predicted model, not a curated record.
UCGUCCAGUACGCACGUGCCGUUGCAUUACUUUUAUUUGGGGGAUUGAUGUGCCCAGAUUCCUCAGGUAACUAUGUCUCAUUACUAUAUCUUUCAAAAUUAGAAGAUAUAGAAACCGCGAGGAACUAUAGUUGGGGGAGUGUUGUGCUGGCAUUUUUAUAUCGCGAAUUGUGCAAUGCCAGCACAAAAGGCAAAGCGGCAAUUGGUGGAGCGCUGCAAUUGCUACAGAUUUGGGCGUGGUCACGGAUUACGCCACUUUGUCCUGGACUUGGUGCCCAACGACUAUUUAUGGGCCAAGUGCAAAUGGACAAUAAUCGCUGGCUUCCAGCAGCACCAUAUGGUGCUACUUGGAAUUGUGCACUUUCACCACUACAGUUCGGGGAACUGUACGAGUAAUACGAGAAAUUUUGGAUGAGAUGCAGGCGGAUCAGGUAACUAAAUUUUAAUAUUAUUCGUAUAUUUAUACCGUUUCCU